GGUCUCGGGCUGAACACCGCCUUCCCGCCGCAGCAUCAGGACCACCAAGGACAACAAUGAUGAUCCUUGAGCCUUAAAAUCCGCGCUGUUCCUGCAGCUCUGCAUCAUGACUGCGGCGGGGAUUCUGGAUCUGCUGCUCUUCAUCUGCUGCCUCCUGCCGCCCGCCGCCGCCGCUGCUGCUGCCGAGCUGCUCCAGAAUGAUGAUCCAGCAUCCGGACAGCAGCUGAACAGCAGCGGGCCGCAGGACACACAACACACACUCUCAUACCCCUCGCGCCUCAUCUAUUACCUGCACGAGAACUCCGAGAGCACACACCACGACCUGAACACACACGCCAAAACCCUCGACCCGCGAGCACAGGAGGCUCAUCUUGCACAGACUUCAUUUCAACUUCAAGCCUUUGGAUCGCAGUUCAUUCUAGACCUCACGCUAAACAAUGAUCUGCUGUCUUCAGACUAUGUGGAGAUUGACUAUGAGGAGGAGAAGCCCGUCCUGUGGAAGGGUGGAGAGCACUGUUAUUAUCAUGGUCAGAUCAGAGGGAUUGAGGACUCUCAUGUUGCUCUGUCCACCUGUAAUGGUUUACAUGGCAUGUUUGAUGAUGGAGUUCAUCUGUACACAAUCGAGCCGCUGAACCAGACACACACCAUUGAGGGAGCAGCGAGAGCACAUGUGUUACACAGGAGUGACCUUCAGCAGAGCCCGUCUGCACGAGAGGAAGGCAUGGAGGAGGACUUCUCCUGGCUUCGGCGGAGGAAAAAGCGAGCUAUACCGAGGAAUGUGUUUGAGGAGAUGAAGUACAUCGAGCUGAUGAUCGUCAUUGACCACAACAUGUUUAAGAGACUGAAGACCAAGCAGCACACACGCAACAAUGCCAAAUCUGUGGUCAACCUGGUGGAUGCUAUUUUCAAAGAGCACCUGAACACGCGGGUGGUCCUGGUUGCUGUGGAGAUCUGGACAGACAAGGAUCGCAUUCCCGUUAGUGUGAUUCCCUUCGAAAUGCUGCGAAACUUUUCCAAAUACCGACAGCAGCACAUCAGGCAGCACGCAGACGCAGUUCAACUGUUCUCGAACGUGACGUUUCACUAUCAUCAGAGCAGCGCAGCGUAUUUUGGAGGGAUGUGUUCAGUGAGUCAUGGAGUCGGAGUCGUUGAGUAUGACAGUCAGUGGACAAUGGCGCUCCAGCUGUCACAGAGUUUGGCUCAGAAUCUUGGCAUUCAGUGGGAUUCAGCAUCGAAGAGAAAGGAGUGUGGGUGUGGGAACGCCUGGCCGGGCUGCAUCAUGGAGGACACUGGAGUCCUGCACCCGCGGGCGUUCUCCAAAUGCAGCAUCAUCGAUUUUAAAGAGUUCCUGCUGAAGGGAGGAGGAUCCUGUCUCUUUAACAAACCUAGCAAGCUGUUUGAAGACACUGAGUGUGGGAAUGGAUAUGUGGAGGUGGGAGAGGAGUGUGACUGUGGACCAAGAGACGAAUGCUAUAAGGACUGCUGUAAGAAGUGCUCUCUGUCUAACGGUGCUCACUGCAGUGACGGCCCCUGCUGUAAUAACACAUGUCUGUUUUAUUCUCGAGGGCACACGUGCCGCUAUGCAGUAAAUGACUGUGAUAUUUCAGAGACGUGCACAGGAGACUCAGGGCUGUGCCCUCCCAAUCUGCACAAGCAGGACGGUUACUUUUGUUCUCUCAACCAGGGUCGCUGUUAUGCUGGCGAGUGCAAGACGAGAGACAGUCAGUGCAAAUAUGUGUGGGGUCCAAAGGCUGCGAGCUCGGAGAAGUUCUGCUAUGAGAAACUGAACACCGAGGGCUCAGAGAAGGGCAACUGCGGUCCGGAUGGAGACAAAUGGACACAGUGCAGUAAGCAUGAUGUGUUUUGCGGGUUUCUGUUGUGCACAAACACUGGCCAAAUCCCACGGGUCGGCAUUAUAAAGGGAGAAAUCAUUCCCACCAAUUUCAACCAUCAGGGCCGACUGAUCGACUGCAGCGGUGCUCAUGUCCUGCUGGACGAUCAGACUGAUGUUGGUUAUGUAGAUGACGGGACUCCCUGCGGUCCAUCUAUGAUGUGUCUGGACAGAAAGUGUCUUCCUAUUCAGUAUCUAAACCUGAGCUCUUGUGCCAAUGGACCCAACGGACACGUGUGUUCCAGUCACGGGGUGUGCAAUAAUGAGGCGACGUGUACAUGUGACACAACGUGGGCCGGGAUGGACUGCAGUCUGGCCGACCCUCCAAAAGAACCAGAACCUGAUGAAGACGAAGGACCCAAGGGUCCCAGCGCCACCAAUCUGAUCAUAGGGUCAAUCGCCGGGGCCAUCCUGGUGGCAGCUAUAGUCCUGGGCGGGACGGGAUGGGGGUUUAAGAAUGUCAAGCGGCGAGGAUACGACCCGAAUGCUUCUGCCAUCUAGUGGACUGAAGGAACGCUCCGGUCUCCAGAGCUCCUGUUGGGUUGCUGUUUUUUGCUAUACUUGAAAAAUAUUAGAUGUAAUAAUGAAUAAUUCAGCCAACAGUACCUUGGUUAUGUAGCUCCACCCACUUUUUUAUAAGCUCCACCUUUAUUUAUUUACCAGUCAGCCAAUCAGGCUUCACAACAGCCAGGCUUUAGCACUUGUUGGAAGGAUUUUCAUGGCUAAUGCACAUAUUCUGCAGAAUAUAGCGCUAAAAUUAAACUUUGAAGACAGCAAUAAUGUUGCCAACAUGAUCUCAGAGCCCUACACUGUAAAAAGUGAUGAUUUACUUUACUUAAAGUGAGUAAACCCGUUGUUUUAAACCACAAUGAUUCAUUAGUAUGGUGUAGGCCCUCCUCUUGUGUCAGUAGAGCAUCAGUUGAUAUUGGGAAUGACAGAUAACAGUCCUGCGCAGCGGCCAGAGAGAUUUCGAGCCGUUAAUUUCAGAAUAGUGUUCAGGUCAUUAUGUGAUGCUGCUGAUGGAUGCUGCUCCUCCAAAACAGCCCAAAGUGGCUCAAUAAUGUUUGGUCUGGGUACUGUGCAGGCCAUGGGAGAUGUUCAGCUUCACUUUCAUGUUCAUCAAACCACUCUGUCACCAGUUCUGCUGUGUGUAUUAGUGCAUUAUCAUCCUCAUACAAGCCACCGCCUUCAAGGCCCGUUCAUACUGGGAUGCUUUUUGCUCGUGUUUUUCAUCAUUGUUUAACGCCUCCUGA
Molecule: messenger RNA, 3144 nt
Organism: Danio aesculapii
Lineage: Eukaryota; Metazoa; Chordata; Actinopteri; Cypriniformes; Danionidae
Gene: adam23b
Product: disintegrin and metalloproteinase domain-containing protein 23
Exons: 26
Coding region: 107-2392 (761 amino acids)
Biological process (GO): proteolysis
Cellular component (GO): presynaptic membrane
Molecular function (GO): metalloendopeptidase activity
Source: RefSeq, a predicted model, not a curated record